Papilio machaon (common yellow swallowtail) is the source of this 734-nucleotide messenger RNA. It is a transcript of the gene Adi1, whose product is annotated as 1,2-dihydroxy-3-keto-5-methylthiopentene dioxygenase. The coding region runs from base 148 to 702 and encodes 184 amino acids. The record is from RefSeq and is a predicted model, not a curated record. Gene Ontology annotation, molecular function: acireductone dioxygenase [iron(II)-requiring] activity. Lineage: Eukaryota; Metazoa; Arthropoda; Insecta; Lepidoptera; Papilionidae. The transcript has 4 exons.
GCAGUUACAAAAUGUCACUGAAUUACUCUUUGGUCUUGUCUUAAAAGUUUCCAAUCAAACUGAAUUUAAGUGUUUAGAUACUUUAUAAAAAAAUACAUCCUUAGUGUAUAAAGUUAUAAGGAUAACGAUUAAAUUACCGGAAACAAAAUGGUAAAGGCCUGGUAUAUGGAUAAUGAAAACACAGACCAACGUUUAGAGCACCACAGAAACCCCCCAGAAUUUAUUUCCUUAGAAGAUUUAUACAAAAAAACUGGCAUCGAAUAUUUUAAGUUAAAUGUGGACACAUUUAAAACGGAUGGAGUAUUAGACAAAAUAAAGAAGGAAAGGGGCUACAGCUAUGAGGAUCAAAUAACUGUCUCCAAAGAGUGCCUACCUAACUAUGAGGAAAAACUAAAAGCAUUUUAUAAAGAGCAUUUGCAUACUGAUGAAGAGAUCAGGUUUGCUGUGGAAGGUUCUGGUUACUUUGACAUUCGAGAUGAUAGUGACCAAUGGAUUCGCAUUCUGGUGACUCCCGGAGACAUGAUCAUCAUUCCCAGCGGCAGCUAUCACCGCUUUACAGUUGACACUAAUAAUUAUCUAAAAGCAUACCGUUACUUUGUGGGAGAGCCGGUAUGGAUGCCGUACAAUCGGCCAGCAGACGACAUGGACUGCCGCAAAGAAUAUGUUGACAAACUUAAAAAAGGGUUCAGUGUUGCCGCUUGAAAAAAAUCGGAAAAUUGUAAUAUCACCUUUAU